AUGGAUCAGAAAGGUUAUCGUCGAGGAAGUUACCAAAGCAGCACUAGUGAUGAAGAUAUGGUAGAAAUAGCAGGAACAUCUCUGGACUUCUCCAUGACAGAUGAUGACCCUCCACUUGACCAAGAGAUUGGAGGGUUUUCCUCAUAUAAUGGAGGAGGGAUGAAUGGCACAAGCAAAAUGAUGGAUUUCCUGGAGGAGCCUCUUCCUGGUGUGGGGACCUAUGAAGAUUUUAACACUAUUGAUUGGGUGCGAGAGAAGUCCAGGGACCGGGACAGGCACAGAGAGAUUACCAGCAGAAGUAAAGAGUCAACAUGGGCCCUGAUACACAGUGUGAGUGAUGCUUUUUCUGGCUGGCUGUUGAUGCUCCUCAUAGGGUUGUUAGCAGGUUCCUUGGCUGGUCUGAUAGACAUCUCUGCCCACUGGAUGACAGAUCUGAAAGAAGGAGUUUGUCUGGCAGGCUUCUGGUUUAACCAUGAGCACUGCUGUUGGAAAUCUAACACAACGUUUACAGACAGAGACAAGUGUCCAGAGUGGAAGAGCUGGUCACAGCUUAUUCUUGGCCAUGGGGAGGGGGCAUUUGCAUAUAUUCUCAACUACUUCAUGUAUGUUAUCUGGGCCUUGUUGUUCUCCCUUCUUGCUGUGUUACUCGUGAAGGGGUUUGCUCCUUAUGCCUGCGGCUCAGGAAUUCCAGAGAUCAAAACUAUCUUAAGUGGUUUCAUCAUUAGAGGCUACCUGGGCAAGUGGACGCUGAUCAUCAAAACCAUCACUCUGGUGUUGGCUGUGUCCUCUGGCCUGAGCUUGGGAAAAGAGGGCCCCCUGGUGCAUGUUGCCUGCUGCUGUGGGAACAUCCUGUGUCACCUCUUCACCAAGUACAGGAAAAACGAAGCCAAGCGCAGAGAGGUUUUAUCAGCAGCUGCCGCUGCCGGUGUGUCUGUAGCUUUUGGUGCGCCAAUUGGAGGAGUGCUUUUUAGCCUGGAAGAGGUCAGUUAUUACUUUCCUCUUAAGACACUGUGGCGCUCUUUCUUUGCUGCUCUGGUAGCUGCGUUUACUCUGCGCUCCAUCAACCCCUUUGGGAAUAGCCGCCUGGUUCUCUUCUACGUGGAGUUUCACAUGCCGUGGCAUCUGCUGGAGCUUAUCCCCUUCAUCCUCUUGGGGAUAUUUGGUGGGCUUUGGGGAGCUUUUUUCAUUCGCAGCAACAUCGCCUGGUGCAGGCGCCGCAAGACGACCAAGCUUGGCAAAUACCCCGUGCUGGAGGUGUUCGUGGUGACUGCGAUCACAGCGAUCCUGGCCUUCCCCAACGAAUACACCAGAAUGAGCACCAGCGAGCUCAUUUCUGAGCUCUUCAAUGACUGUGGGAUUUUGGACUCUUCCAAGCUCUGCGAGUAUGUGAAUGACUUCAAUAGCACCAAAGGGGAUGACCUCCCAGACAGAGCUGCUGGCCCAGGAGUUUACACAGCCAUGUGGCAGCUGGCUUUGGCCCUUAUAAUGAAAGUCUUCAUCACCAUCUUCACCUUCGGCAUGAAGGUGCCUUCAGGUCUCUUCAUCCCCAGUAUGGCGGUUGGUGCUAUUGCAGGGAGAUUGCUAGGAGUAGGAAUGGAGCAGCUGGCAUUUUAUCACCAUGACUGGGUCAUCUUCAGUGGCUGGUGCAGCCCAGGGGCUGACUGUAUCACUCCUGGCCUCUAUGCAAUGGUUGGGGCUGCAGCAUGUCUAGGUGGGGUGACCCGAAUGACUGUUUCGCUGGUGGUCAUCAUGUUUGAGCUCACUGGUGGACUGGAGUACAUAGUUCCUCUGAUGGCAGCAGCUAUGACCAGCAAGUGGGUGGCAGAUGCCAUUGGGCGGGAGGGCAUUUACGACGCCCACAUCCGUCUCAACGGCUAUCCCUUCUUGGAAGCCAAGGAGGAGUUCUCACACAAGACACUUGCGAUGGAUGUAAUGAGACCACGGAGGAAUGAUCCUCCUCUGACUGUCAUCACUCAGGACAGCAUGACAGUAGAAGAUGUUGAGGCCAUAAUCAAUGAAACAACGUACAGUGGCUACCCAGUGGUGGUGUCACGAGAGUCCCAAAGGCUCGUUGGGUUUGUCCUCAGGAGAGAUCUCAUCAUUUCAAUCGAAAAUGCCCGGAAGAAGCAGGAUGGGAUUGUGAGCACUUCAAUUAUUUAUUUCACUGACCACUCUCCUCCACUGCCUCCAAGCUCUCCAUCCAUGCUCAAACUCAGGAGCAUCCUGGACCUCAGUCCCUUCACAGUGACAGACCAAACACCCAUGGAAAUCGUUGUGGAUAUAUUCCGCAAGCUCGGAUUGCGCCAGUGCCUGGUCACUCACAACGGGAAGUUACUUGGGAUCAUUACCAAAAAGGAUGUAUUAAAGCAUAUUGCACAGCUGGCUAACCAGGACCCAGAUUCUAUACUGUUCAAUUAAAAGCAGACUGAUAGGUAUCGUGUGUUCUGCACAGAAGAAACUUUAUAAUAAAGAUCCUGGAUGUUCUUUCCUAUUUUUACAGAGACCUUGAGACUGUUUUUGACAUUCCCUUCUGUGGAGCUGAAGAAGAUAUAUAUAUAUUUUUUUUUCUACAGGAUAACCAAUUGCACUACAUAAUCUGUGGAAAUUAAUCUUCUCUUUAGAAGAAAAAGGACUUUAUUUACAUUGCUUUCGUGAAGUUGCAUUGGAAAAAUUCCAUGAAGGAGUAAAAGCAAAAUGCUACAGAA
This is a messenger RNA of Tinamus guttatus (white-throated tinamou), 2705 nucleotides long. RefSeq names its product Cl-/H+ antiporter 5. Gene Ontology annotation, biological process: chloride transport; transmembrane transport. Gene Ontology annotation, molecular function: voltage-gated chloride channel activity. Gene Ontology annotation, cellular component: plasma membrane; synaptic vesicle; Golgi apparatus. Lineage: Eukaryota; Metazoa; Chordata; Aves; Tinamiformes; Tinamidae. The record is from RefSeq and is a predicted model, not a curated record.